ACAGCUGCAUCUAUUUAAGCUUCUCUCUAGAUCUCUGAUAUUUAUAUUUUCAUACUUAGCAUUCCUGAUCAAGCCAAACUAGAGUUUGAUCAACAGCUAGGUAAAUCAAUCAAGCCACUUAAUCGAAUAAUGAGCCUAGGUGGGAGCUCUGGAGGCGGAAAAAGCUCGCUAGGUUAUCUUUUUGGGCCAGACAAUGAGACUCCAAAAAGUGUCCCACCGGCUGCCCCAAAGCCUACACCACCGUACGGUGUAGAUUUCACCGACGGUGACAACAAAUCUGACCAAAAGCCUACGUUGUCUGAAAACAACAACUACCCCAGAGCUCAGGGCCAAAACUCUGGCAACUUCGUCACAGCUCGUCCAACGACGAAGGUUAAAUCGGUUCCUGGUGGAGGUUCAUCGCUUGGAUACUUGUUCGGAAAUAAAUAAGGGAGGGCAAAUGAAUUUAUAAAACUAGGGUUUGUAUUGUGAUCUUGUGUGUAUUUUAUAUGUAGUAGUGAUCCAUGUCUAGAUCUCUACGUAUUUCUCAUUUAUUUGUGCGUACGGACGUGUGUUUUGAGUUUGCAGUUUAUUUUUUUCAAGUUGUGGAAUAAUUGAUUUUCUAGUCAUGAACUCAUGAUUCAUGAAUUUUUAUUUGUAUGCAUUUUCAGUUUCUUUUUUACAAAUAGAUUGCAUAUUGCCAUA
This is a messenger RNA of Brassica napus (rape), 684 nucleotides long. Its product is annotated as protein SPIRAL1-like 5. Gene Ontology annotation, cellular component: cortical microtubule, transverse to long axis. Bases 130 to 429 code for a protein of 99 amino acids. The transcript has 2 exons. Lineage: Eukaryota; Viridiplantae; Streptophyta; Magnoliopsida; Brassicales; Brassicaceae. Gene Ontology annotation, biological process: cortical microtubule organization. The record is from RefSeq and is a predicted model, not a curated record.